AUGUUGCAGAGAGCUGCAAGCAAUGCAUAUUCAUGGUGGUGGGCAAGCCAUAUCAGGACAAAGCAAUCAAAAUGGCUUGAGCAAAGUCUUCAAGAUAUGGAAGAGAAGGUGCAGCAUGUGAUUAAGCUUAUUGAAGAGGAUGGAGACUCCUUUGCCAAAAGGGCAGAAAUGUAUUACAAGAAGAGGCCAGAACUCUUACAUUUUGUAGAAGAAUCUUAUCGUGCUUUUCGAGCCUUAGCAGAACGUUACGACCACUUAUCGAAUGACUUGCAAAAGGCCAAUCAUACAAUUGCCACUGUUUUCCCAGAGCAAGUGCAAUUUGCGAUGGAUGAAGAAGAUGAAUGUAGUGGUGCCUUAAAAAUUCCGAAGAAUUCUCAAGUUCCACCAGUCGAUACUGCAAUCAUUCCGAAAGUUCCAAAGGCCCCCAGUAAAGAUUUGAAAGGUCUUAUGACAUCAGCUUCCAAAAAAUUUCCAGCCAAGAAAUCGUUGAAAACUGAAAAUACUCCUAAAAAUGUUGUAAAAUCUGGUUUGAACAAGAGUGAAGCUCUUGAAGAGAUUGACAAGCUUCAAAAAGAGAUUCUAGCACUGCAAACUGUUAAAGAGUUUGUAAAGAGUUCUUACGAAAUUGGGCUUGAAAAGUACUGGGGGAUCGAGAACCAGAUCGGGGAAAUGCAGCAAAAAGUGUGUACUUUGCAGGAUGAAUUUGGUGUUGAUACAGUUAUUGAGGAUGAUGAGGCUCGGACUUUGAUGGCUAAAGCAGCAUUAAAAUCCUGCCAAGAAGCCUUGGUCCAGUUGCAGGAGAAGAAAGAAAGAUCGGCCCGAGAUGCAAAAGAUGAAUUCGAGAAGAUGGAAGAUAUCCGUCAGAGAAUGGAGUCCCUCAGGCACGAGUACCUUCGUGAUGAAGGUGGCUUAGAGAAGCCGACUGAAAAUGAUAAGACUGCAAACUCCGGAGAUGAAUCCAAAAGCUCGACUAAAGAUGUGGAUGACACGAUACAAGAGAGACAAGAAACUGACAUCAUGGUCAAGAAAAUGAACCAAGACAUGGUGGGAUCGAUGGAAUCUCUUUCAGUGACAGAAUUGGUAGAGAAGAUUGACGAGCUUGCUAGUAAGGUGAUCAACUUAGAAACAGAGGUGUCAUCUCAGACUGUUCUUAUAAACACGUUAAGAACAGAAGUCGAUGAUCUGCAGGCACAGAUUCAGAAUUUGGAAGAUGAAAAGGAGACUGGGAUUGAUGGAACGUGUAAUUUGACCAGAAGGGUGAAAGAAAUGGAUGACAAAUUUCACAUGAUUCAAGAUCUAAACAAAAAAGUGGAAAAACAGAACAGCAAUCUGGCAACGAACUUUGUCGAAGCUCAUUCUAGUCUUGAUCAUCUGUCUGAGAAACUGACCAGUUUAAAGUUAGAUGAAGAGAUUGAGGUUACCAAUUUAUUACAAGAUGAAAACCUAAAAACGAUGAAAACAGAAAACACAAAGGAUGUUAGAGAAGAAGACAUAAAUGAGCAGUGUGUGGAGGAAUCUGUUCGUAACAAACAAGGAGAAGGGAAAGAUGACAACCUCAAUAUAAUGAAAACAGAAAACACAGAGAAUGUAAGAGAAGAGGAUACAACAGAUCAGAGUCGGGAGGAAUCUGUUUGUAACCAACAAGGAGAAGGUAAAGAAACCACUAAAGAAUCCAUCAUUCUUUUGGACUCAAAACCACUCGAGCAAGUUUCUGUGGAAUGUUCAAACGAAAAGGAGAAUGAUCUUAACGCUGAACCGGAAAAAGAAACAGGGAAAGAAGACGAGCUAGACUGGCAACAGAAGCUAUUGAAUGGAAUGGAGGAUAGAGAGAAGAUUCUUCUGACAGAAUAUACGACGAUUCUCAGGAAUUAUAAGGAUGUCAAGAGGAAACUUAGUGACAUGGAGAAGAAAGACUUGGAGUGCCAAUCGGAAACGGCAUUGCACGAACGAGAACUAAGGGAUACUAUUGCAAAGAGAGACGAAGAGAUUCAACAUUUACUCCAAAAGUUGAACCAUCUACAAGGAACAUUUAAUGAAAACGGGGAUUUGAACACUUCAGAAGAUCGAGUCGUUAAAUCGGAAGCACAAACCAAGGUUUUGGAAGUGUAUGAAGAUCUUAUCAGUGCAAAAGAAGACGAUAUCAAGUUUAUUUUAAUUGAUCAAGCUCCAGCCAUUUCAGUGGUGGAGGAAAAGCUCAGGAUGGAUAUUGAUGCAAUACUCGACGAGAAUUUGGAUUUCUGGUUACGAUUCAGCACUUCAUUUCAUCUGAUACAGAAAUUCCAGGCUGAAGUUCAAGAUUUAAACAAUGAGAUAUCAAAAAUAAAAGAGAAAAAGAGAUUUGCGGGGAGUAUUUCAACAGAGAUAAAAUCCGAGGUCCGGCCAAUAUACAAGCACCUAAGAGAGAUUCAGACAGAACUUACAAUGUGGUUGGAACAAAGUGUGUCAUUGAACGAGGAACUAAAGCGACGACUUGAAUCAUUAUGCAACAUUCAGGAACAAAUCACUAUAGCUUUGAAGGAGGGAGUCGAAGAAGAUGAAAUCAAAUUUAGCAGUCAUCAAGCUGCAAAGUUCCAAGGUGAAGUUGUGAACAUGAAACAAGAAAACAAUAAAGUUAGCGAAGAAUUACAAGCAGGUUUAGAUCAUGUAAAUGCACUUCAACAGGAAAUUGAAAAGACUCUAAGAAAGUUGAACGAGGAGUUUGAAGUUCCGGGCGAUCAGGCGCAACCACAGUUAAGUCAUUUAGAGAGUCGGGCUCGAAUUCCUUUGAGGUCAUUUAUUUUUGGAAAUAAACAAAAGAAGCAGAAGCAUUCUAAAUUCUCCUCUAUGCUACUUAACAGAAGAUAUCAUGUACCCAGAGAUGGUGAACCUCUGUAA
Fraxinus pennsylvanica is the source of this 2874-nucleotide messenger RNA. The record is from the annotation of a GenBank genome assembly. NCBI's taxonomy places the organism in Eukaryota, Viridiplantae, Streptophyta, Magnoliopsida, Lamiales, Oleaceae.